ACCUCAUGAUUCCUGAACCUCCAAAGUUGGAACUUUGUAAAUAGUCCUUUUCCCAGAUAUUUCAUGUCAAGAAAUCAUGAGAAAACUUUUUCCGAUAUUCAAAAGAAACCUUACCCACGUGUGUCGCUUAAAACCAUACAAGGAUACGAAAUGGCUAAUGCCGAACGGAAACCCGGUAGGUGUUUAUGUUUACAACUGCGUCGCUCAGGAGAAGGUUCCAAUAAUACUAAACGACCCCAAAAUAGCUACGUGGUACUCCUGUGGACCCACCGUAUAUGAUUCUGCUCACAUCGGCCACGCUAGCUGCUACGUAAAAUUGGACAUUAUUCAGAGGAUACUUAAAUCAUUUUUCGACAUAAAACUUGUAACGGCCAUGGGUAUAACGGAUAUAGAUGAUAAGAUUAUCAAGAAAAGUAACGACACGCAAACUGAUUUCAGAACGGUUGCGAAAAAGUUCGAACACGAAUUCUGGGUAGACAUGGCCGCAUUGAAUGUAGAAAAACCGAUGAUCAUAACGAGGGUAUCUGAGCAUAUUGAGAAUAUAAAGUCCUUCGUAGAAGGCCUCGUUAACACCGAAAUGGCAUACGCUGCUGAUGAUGGCUCAGUAUAUUUUGACACAUCAAAAUAUUCAUCAUACGGAAAACUUCAGAAGAUGCAAGAUUCAGGGGAACCCAGUUGUGACAGUAAAAAGAAUAAGAUGGACUUUGCUCUAUGGAAGGGAAGUAAGCCUGGUGAACCCAGCUGGAAAACUGUAUGGGGAGAAGGGCGACCCGGCUGGCAUAUAGAGUGUUCAGCUAUGGUGAGCAAAGUAUUUGGCUCUCAGUUGGACUUUCAUGCAGGCGGUAUAGACCUACAGUUUCCCCAUCAUGAAAACGAGGAGGCCCAGUCUUGUGCCUACCACAACACAACACAAUGGGCCAACUACUGGAUACACAUCGGCCACCUGAUAUUAAAAGACACAAAAAUGUCCAAGUCACUCCAAAAUACCAUCCCCAUACCUAGUUUAUUAGAAACUUACAACGCUGACACAUUCAGGAUGGCCUGUUUAAUGUCCAAAUACAGAUAUUCAAUGGAGUACAAUGAUGAGAUGAUGAAAAGCGCAGAGGAUGUCUUCAACAAAUUCAAAUUCUUCUUUAAAGAUGUUGAAGUGUACAUUAACAGUAAUGUAGAGAGAACAGCAGAAUACAAUGACAAUUUGUUAAAUGAUCUUCAUGUAGUUGAAGAAAAGAAUUUAGAUGCUUUGAGACAAGAUUUCAAUACUAGCUCCUGCGUAAACUCUUUACUAAACCUAAUAGGAAAUGCUAACAAAGUAAUGAAGUCAGAAUCAUCAAACUUUUCACCUGUACCCAUUCUAUUAAUAGCUGAUUAUAUUUACAAUACUUUAACAAAGUUUGGGUUAAAAUUCCAAGAUUCAAAGGAAAAUAUUUCCAGCAGCCUCAUUGAUGUUUUGGUAGAUUUUAGGCAUACGGUAAGAUUGAAUGCUAUUGAAAGUAAGAAUAAGGAUUUGCUAAAAGCAUGUGAUUUAGUUAGAGACAAAAUGAAGACUGCUAAAGUACAAAUAAAUGAUAGUAAGAAAACCCCAUCAUGGGUGUAUGUAAAAUGAUUGUUUACUGAGAUUUAUAUCAACUUAUUUCGUUUUAAUCUAAAUGUUAGAAUUGGUUCUUUGUAACAGCCAUACUGACUUUUUGACAUUUAAAUUGAAAUGAAAUAAAUAUAGUGUAUGCAAUAUUG
Molecule: messenger RNA, 1731 nt
Organism: Aricia agestis (brown argus)
Lineage: Eukaryota; Metazoa; Arthropoda; Insecta; Lepidoptera; Lycaenidae
Gene: CysRS-m
Product: probable cysteine--tRNA ligase, mitochondrial
Exons: 1
Coding region: 77-1603 (508 amino acids)
Biological process (GO): cysteinyl-tRNA aminoacylation
Cellular component (GO): cytoplasm
Molecular function (GO): cysteine-tRNA ligase activity; ATP binding
Source: RefSeq, a predicted model, not a curated record